Entrophospora candida is the source of this 536-nucleotide messenger RNA. The record is from the annotation of a GenBank genome assembly. NCBI's taxonomy places the organism in Eukaryota, Fungi, Glomeromycota, Glomeromycetes, Entrophosporales, Entrophosporaceae.
GCAAUGUUCGGUUUACUAUUAAGGUUGCUAAACAAAUUGCUUUCGAUCGAAAUGGGGGGUGUCUUUCAGAGAAGUAUGUUAAUAGUCAAUCACCUUUAUUAUGGUGUUGCAAUAAAGGGCAUACAUGGUUUGCUCGAUUUAACAAUAUAAAAAAUGGUACAUGGUGUCCAUAUUGUAGCAAUAAAUAUAUGUGUGAAAAAUUAUGCCGUAAAAUUGUAUCAAAGUAUCUUGGUUUACCAUCUGAAAAUCGCAGACCAGAUUUCUUGAAAACAUCAAAAUAUCCAACAGGUUUAGAACUUGAUAUUCCUUACUACCAUUAUGGUUUUGCUAUCAAAGUUCAAGGAGAACAACAUGAAAAAUAUAACAAAUUCUUUCAUAAAGGUGACCCUAAUAAUUUCAUCAAUCAGCAAGAGCGGGAUCAACUCAAGAAAGAAUUGUGCGAAGAAAAUUGGAUUGUUUUAAGGUAUGUUUGGUACUAUGAAGACCCAUAUAUAGUUAUUCCAGAACAUCUUCGAGAAUUGGGUCUUAUUGAGUAA